This is a messenger RNA of Solea senegalensis (Senegalese sole), 2211 nucleotides long. RefSeq names its product P2Y receptor family member 8 (gene p2ry8). Gene Ontology annotation, biological process: blood coagulation; positive regulation of Rho protein signal transduction; phospholipase C-activating G protein-coupled receptor signaling pathway. The record is from RefSeq and is a predicted model, not a curated record. Gene Ontology annotation, cellular component: membrane. The coding region runs from base 700 to 1716 and encodes 338 amino acids. NCBI's taxonomy places the organism in Eukaryota, Metazoa, Chordata, Actinopteri, Pleuronectiformes, Soleidae. The transcript is spliced from 3 exons. Gene Ontology annotation, molecular function: thrombin-activated receptor activity.
UUUGCACACUUAUAUAAGGUACUUGUCACAGGUUGUACUUGUGAAUAAUCCUUUUUUUUACAUUAAGAAUAGAAACAUAAUAAUCUUGAUUUAUAGACCACUUUUCACUUCCCAAUAUUAGCCAAAGAAAACAGACCAGUCACAAAAUAUAUGCAAAAAUAAUUUAAAACAGAACAGAAAAUCAUCAGUUGAAAAGGGAACAGUUAAAACAAAUGUGACGCAGUGAAUCGGAAAUUAAAAACUCAAAUCAGAGGAGGACUCGACACAUCUGUUGUGUUAGUAACUGUGUUGAUGAGUAAAAGUAACACAGACUUAUAGGAAACAGACAUGCCCUUUAUCGUAAACACUGAGAGAUGCUUCAGAUAAGUCAUUGACCACUAGUUCAAGUAUCAUACAACGGUUGUGGUAAUUAUUGGGAUUGGAGUGGAAAGUCUGAGACAGGUACAUGUGUCAGGAGUAAUUCUAAGUCUGAAUCUAACUGUUACUACAGUUGGUACAAGACUGUCACAUGGCUCAUUUCCUCUCUCUCUCUCUCUCGCUCUGUGUGUGUAUGUGUGUGUGGUACUCUUGACAAGUACAAAUGCGAUUUUUUUCCAACAGUCACACUAUCUGUACCCCAUCUGUAACUGACACAACUGUGCCUCCCCGCUCCGAUCUUUUGAGCCUUGAAUAUAUAGGUGAGUGGCGGCCCAUCCAGUCAUGGUGGGUAAUUCGAGCGGGACAACGCUGGACAAUGCAACCCUGUACCUGUUUCAGAGUACAAACACCAGCAACCUCAUUUCUGUCAUCUACAUAUUCGUUACUGCCAUCAACCUUGUGGGAAAUGGUCUCUCCAUGUGGCUCCUCCUGUUCCGUACCUCGCCCAAGACCCCCUCCAUCAUCUUCAUGAUUAAUCUGACCCUCACUGACUUGGCCCUUGGAGCUGCCCUGCCCUUUCAGAUAGCCUACCAGCUCCAAGGUUAUAACUGGAAUCUGGGACCUAAUAUGUGCAGUGCACUGACCCUCAUCUUUUACACCAACAUGUACUGUUCCAUUCUGACCAUGAUGGCCAUAGGUAUCGACCGCUACCUGGGCAUAGUCAAGCCCAUGCUGUUCCGAGAGACCAGAGAGCGGAGGUCCAUUGCUGUCAUCAGUUGCCUCCUCAUGUGGGGUUUGGUGCUGGCCGUUUUAAGCCCACUCAUGACCACAGACUUAACCUUUUUCAUAAGUGAACUUGGGAUUACCACAUGUUUUGACAUGCUGAAGAAAGACAUGCUCCCAUCCACGUUGGCCUGGGCUGCCUUCCUCUUCAGUUUGGAGUUCAUUCUCUUUCUCUUCCCCCUUUUUGUCACAACAUUCUGCUACGUCAGUGUCAUACGCAAACUGGCAAGAGAUUCCAAGACGGCACAGAAAAAGAGAGCGAUACGUCUGGCCUUUAUUGUUCUCCUGGUCUUCACCCUUUGCUUUACACCCAACAACAUCCUCUUGCUGAGUCACACUGUGUUGAGACUAUUCUAUAACAAGUCUCUGUACAUGCCCUACAAACUGGCUCUUUGUUUCAGCUGCCUGAACAGCUGCCUCGAUCCCUUCAUUUACUACUUUGCUUCGAAAGAAUUCAGACAAAAGCUGAGACAGAUGAUAAAUCUGCAUAGCCUAAGUAGCAUGGACUCGAUGAAGAUGGAGCAAAGCGAGAUUUUACACACUACACAUACCAAUUUUGACGGCCGAGAGAGAUAACACAGCGGGCAGUGUUUUAAUGCCACACCGUGAGAGGGAACAGUAAAAGUAGGAGAAAGAGAGGUGUAAAAGAGGAAGUGAGAGAAAAACAAGGCAUUUUAUGGUUCUUCUGAGUGUCGAACUCUCACCACAUAUGUCUUGUGUAAAAUGACUAAUUCAUCUUACCUUUUCCCAAAUCAUUUUACAUUUUUUUCCUAUAAGCACCAAAACAAAUGGUCUUGAACCACAGCUAUGUCCAUUUCCCCCAAUGUUAAUCUGCCUUCCUCUAUUACCAUGGUUUUGUAAGAAUAAGCAACAUUUGUUUGUGAAUAAGUCUAUAUAUUUUAAACACACCAUAUCAGUUUUACCAGCCACAUACUGUAGCACACAUGUAAAUACAAUAUGAAUUCAGUAUUUGUUGCCUAAGUGUGUGUUUUUUUGUUAAGUUUUUCUGGAGACAGGGUGUCAUUUUCUGUACAGACUGUAAAGCCCUUUGAGGCAAAUGUGAUGUUGUGA